This is a messenger RNA of Rotaria sordida, 214 nucleotides long. NCBI's taxonomy places the organism in Eukaryota, Metazoa, Rotifera, Eurotatoria, Philodinida, Philodinidae. The record is from the annotation of a GenBank genome assembly.
UCUAGCUGCUGGUGUUAUAACAAAAGAUUUGUCGCGUGCUUUACAAUUUGUUGAACAACUGCAAGCUGGUUCAGUAUGGGUGAAUCAAUAUGGUGGUUUGCAAUUUCAAGCUCCAUUCGGUGGUUUCAAACAAUCUGGUCAUGGACGUGAAUUUGGACGAUAUGGGCUCGAAGAAUAUUAUGAAGUGAAAACAGUUUCAAUCAAAACUGACUAA